UGACGUGCCCAACUUUGCAUGUUUGGAAACUGCGUACUGUAAUAGCAGCGGGGGGGGGAUGUGUUAUUGUUUUGUUGUGUAUGAUGUUGUUAUCCAUAAUUCAGAAGUCUAAAGCGUUGCUUGGUGUUGGAGCCAAUACAGAAGGUUUAGUAAACACCGUGGAAGGAGCAAAAGGACAACAGAAUGAUGUGCCCAAGCAGACAACGAAAUUUGCACCGGAAAUAUCCACCGAACAACUCAAGGAAAUUGUUUACGAUCACAUAAAGACAAUUCGGGAUCCUGAGAAGCCAGCCACCCUGGAAGAUUUGCAUGUUGUUGAUGAAGAUUGUGUAAGAGUUGAAUGUAGUCCAGAUAAUGAUGUGUACUCAGUUCAUAUUGAAUUUAUUCCUACUGUGCCUCACUGCUCAUUGGCUACUCUUAUAGGCCUUUGUAUUCGCAUAAAACUGGAAAGGAACCUUACAGAAAAAUUCAAACUGGAUAUCAGCAUAAAAGAAGGGACACAUUCUACAGAAGAUGAAAUAAAUAAACAAAUCAACGACAAAGAAAGGAUAGCUGCAGCAAUGGAGAAUCCAAACCUAAGGGAAAUUGUUGAAUCUUGCAUUGAUGACGAAAAAGACUGAAGUUAUAUUGUAAAUGGACUGAUGAUUUUGUUUUUUAAAAAAAUAAUGCGGAUGUAAGUUAUUUUCUUGAUUAAAAGUGUGAGUUAACCUAA
Molecule: messenger RNA, 712 nt
Organism: Schistocerca serialis cubense
Lineage: Eukaryota; Metazoa; Arthropoda; Insecta; Orthoptera; Acrididae
Gene: galla-1
Product: cytosolic iron-sulfur assembly component 2A
Exons: 4
Coding region: 81-620 (179 amino acids)
Source: RefSeq, a predicted model, not a curated record